This is a messenger RNA of Kalmanozyma brasiliensis GHG001, 2259 nucleotides long. RefSeq names its product BTB/POZ-like protein. Gene Ontology annotation, biological process: regulation of proteolysis; proteasome-mediated ubiquitin-dependent protein catabolic process. Gene Ontology annotation, molecular function: ubiquitin protein ligase binding. Gene Ontology annotation, cellular component: cytoplasm. Bases 1 to 2259 code for a protein of 752 amino acids. The record is from RefSeq and is a predicted model, not a curated record. Lineage: Eukaryota; Fungi; Basidiomycota; Ustilaginomycetes; Ustilaginales. The transcript has a single exon.
AUGAGCCAGUCACCAGCACGACGUCGCUCGGGAGAGCUAUCUCCGCCCGCCGACAAGAACAACCCAAUGGAGACCCACAGCAUUACCUUCGAGUGGCCGCUCCACGACCUCAAGCAGCAUUUCGACUCGUCCAGCUCCGAUGCCAAGUCGAAAGUCAUCAAGUCCGUCCAGUUCGGCGAAGGAAGAUGGACGGUCCUCUUCUAUGCUCAGUCGGGCUUGCAGAACUUCUGCUCGCUCUACCUCAACGCUGAGCCCACUCCCGAAGAGAAGAAUCAGAACAGGUCCCCCUGGGACACUUUCCGCGCCACCAGCAGCGGAGCAGCUCGAUCACAGAGCUCUCUGUCAGACAAACCGUUGGUCGCUUCUGAAGAUGGCUGGACACGCCAGGGACUCUUCCGCUUCACUUUCAAGAUCCUCACACUCAACAAAGGCACCGUGCUUGCCACCAAGGAAGCGUGCAACCAUGCUUUCAGCCACAAGACGUCCAACUGGGGCUGGGCGCAGUUUGCCUCGCGCGACACGGUCUUCUACGGCAACAGUGAGGUGCAGCAGGCCAAUGCUUUCCUCGUCUCGGUCACCAUUACCGCCAGCGCCGAACCUCCGCGACCUCUGACCCGCGGCGUCACGGUUCCGCCAGCUUUGAUCGAGGCCAUGGGAUCACUGCUCGACGAUCCGGAUCACAGCGACGUCGUCUUUGUGAUUCGCCGCAAGCACCGCCAUCCUAAGACGGGCGCGUUCGUCACCCGCGAACGCAGAAUCUACGCCAUCAAGAAGAUUCUCGCUUCUCGAUGCGAAUACUUCCGCGACAUGUUCGACAGCGGCUUCGCCGAGGCUGACGCGACCACUGGAUCAGACGACGAAGCAGAUGAUGAUCUACCUCUAGCAUCGGCGACCUCGCGCGGGGUUGGUCAAGAUCAACUCGGCCUUGCGAGCGGCGCUUAUCCGUCUUUGACUGAUGAUGACGAUGAUGACCUAGGUCUCGAGGACUCGGACGAAGAGAUGGAUGUGGACGAAGUCUACGAGAUGGGCAGAUCCAAUUUCCACGAUCAACACAGAAACAGCGAGGGAAACCUGACCCGUAGUACCAUCGCCGGCUCAGCAACCGGUGUCCUCAAGCCGGCGUUCAGCGGCGCAGACUCGUCCUCAUCGCGACGCAUGCGCGAGACCAGCUCGGACGUGCCACAGAUUCGAGGUCUUUCGCUGACCCAGCAACCGGUUCCGCCUGCUGCACCGGCCAACGCGCCUGGCUCCGUAUCACUCCAGCAAACCACCCCACCGCAGUCACGCAGCAGGCAAAGCAAUGACCACGACGCACGCACCGACAGCGGCGAAGAGACGACACGGGUGCAGGGCAUGUCCGCUUUCCAGACCCCUCAGCACUCUCCGCGCGAGCUCAGGCAGGAUGUCUCGGCGUUCGCGUCCCCUUCUAUGACCGCACAGCUGCGAUCGUUCCAGCCUCUUCAGGCGCAGAGUAGCUCCACUGGCCGGAUUUUGCCGCAGCGACGCAAGUCGGAGGAUGCGGUCGGAAGCAGCGCACACAGUGGCAAGAAGAGGCGCAAAGUCGUGGUUCGCGACGCGGCUUAUGCGACAUACAAGGCUUUGCUGUACUAUCUCUACACCGACACGAUCGCCUUUGCGCCCUUGCACUCGCAUUUUUAUACGCCAUCGACAGCUGUCCCGGACGAACAAGCAGGGUCGCUGGACAAAGAACGGGAGUCAACCGGGCGAGCCCCGCUCGACUCUGAAGAGACCAACGGGGCACCCUUGUCUCGCGCUGGGUCUGGAGUAGAGAUGUCGUCCACACGCGACGACAGCAUGUCUGGCACGGGCGGCAGCUUUGCCACGGACCGACGUCGGGCCCACACGCUGCGCCAGCAGGUCGUCGACGAGUUCUGCUCGGCGAACGCCAACGUGCCAGCCCCCUGCUCUGCCAAGUCCAUGUACCGCCUGGCCGACAAGCUGCAAAUCCCCGAUCUCAAGAAGCGCGCCCAAGAGGAGCUGGCCAACAACCUCACGGUCGGCAACAUCGUCUGGGAAGCUUUCUCGGGAUUCAACUCGCAAUUCCCUGCGAUUCGCAAGAUGGAGACCGACUUCCUCCUUAAGCACUGGUCCGAGGUCAAGGGGACCGAGGUGAUGAAGAACAUCUUCUCGAGGCCGAGUGCGCAUCCCGGUUUGGCGGACAUCUGGCCCCACUUGCUCAGCCAAUUGGAGUUUCGUGGUCCUGUUGAAGCUAAGCCCGAGGCCUCGGCCUCGCUUUGA